Vitis riparia (riverbank grape) is the source of this 3903-nucleotide messenger RNA. Its product is annotated as DNA damage-binding protein 1. Gene Ontology annotation, cellular component: nucleus. The record is from RefSeq and is a predicted model, not a curated record. The coding region runs from base 184 to 3453 and encodes 1089 amino acids. Lineage: Eukaryota; Viridiplantae; Streptophyta; Magnoliopsida; Vitales; Vitaceae. The transcript has 19 exons. Gene Ontology annotation, molecular function: nucleic acid binding; protein binding.
AAAUGAGUGAGCGAUGUGUGCUGCUUAAAACCAUUACAUUCGGUACUCUUUAAGCGGCAGAUGUUUCCACCGCCUUCCUCCUCCUACGCAUUUCCACCCAACGCACAGCAUUAGGGUUAGGGUUACGUUUUCACCUGAGGAACAGAUAUCCAGCUCAUCGCAGAGCUCAGAGAGAUUGAGAAAAUGAGCGUGUGGAAUUAUGUUGUUACGGCUCACAAGCCCACCAAUGUUACGCACUCCUGCGUCGGCAAUUUCACUGGCCCUCAGGAGCUCAACCUCAUCAUUGCGAAAUGCACCCGUAUUGAGAUUCAUUUGCUUACACCUCAGGGUUUACAGCCUAUGUUGGAUGUGCCAAUAUAUGGGAGAAUAGCAACACUUGAGCUUUUUCGCCCCCAUGGCGAAGCACAAGAUUUUCUAUUCAUCGCAACUGAAAGAUACAAGUUUUGUGUUCUUCAAUGGGAUGCAGAGAAUUCUGAGGUUAUCACAAGAGCGAUGGGAGAUGUCUCAGAUCGUAUAGGUCGUCCUACAGACAAUGGACAGAUUGGAAUUAUUGAUCCUGAUUGCAGAUUAAUUGGACUUCAUUUAUACGAUGGAUUAUUUAAGGUGAUUCCGUUUGAUAAUAAAGGACAGCUGAAGGAGGCGUUUAAUAUUAGGCUUGAGGAGCUUCAAGUUUUGGAUAUCAAGUUUCUUUAUGGAUGUUCAAAACCAACUAUUGUUGUUCUCUACCAGGAUAACAAAGAUGCACGUCAUGUUAAAACAUAUGAGGUGGCUUUGAAGGAUAAGGAUUUUGUUGAGGGUCCUUGGGCUCAGAACAAUCUAGACAAUGGGGCUGAUUUGCUAAUACCAGUACCCCCACCUCUUUGUGGUGUCCUCAUUAUUGGAGAAGAAACAAUUGUAUAUUGCAGUGCCAGUUUAUUCAAAGCAAUCCCAAUCCGACCUUCAAUUACAAAGGCCUAUGGGAGGGUUGAUGCUGAUGGUUCUAGAUACUUACUUGGGGAUCAUGCGGGGCUUCUUCACCUACUUGUUAUAACCCAUGAGAAAGAAAAGGUUACUGGACUCAAAAUUGAGCUGUUAGGGGAAACUUCUAUUGCAUCAACAAUUUCAUAUCUUGACAAUGCAUUUGUCUAUGUCGGCUCAAGCUAUGGAGAUUCACAGCUCAUAAAGAUACAUCUACAACCUGAUGCCAAAGGUUCAUAUGUGGAGGUUUUAGAGAGGUAUGUCAAUCUGGGUCCAAUUGUUGACUUCUGUGUGGUAGACCUGGAGAGGCAAGGCCAAGGUCAGGUUGUAACUUGCUCAGGGGCUUAUAAAGAUGGUUCUCUUCGCAUUGUUCGAAAUGGAAUAGGAAUCAAUGAACAGGCAUCAGUGGAACUUCAAGGCAUCAAAGGAAUGUGGUCAUUGAGAUCUUCUACUGAUGAUCCACAUGACACCUUCUUGGUUGUAAGCUUUAUCAGUGAGACACGAAUAUUGGCGAUGAAUCUUGAAGAUGAGUUGGAAGAAACUGAGAUAGAGGGUUUCUGUUCUCAAGUGCAGACUUUGUUCUGCCAUGAUGCUGUUUAUGAUCAACUAGUACAAGUCACUUCAAGCUCAGUAAGACUGGUCGGCUCUACAUCUAGAGAGCUGCGAAAUGAAUGGAAUGCUCCAUCAGGGUAUUCAGUUAAUGUUGCUACUGCUAAUGCCACCCAGGUUUUACUGGCCACUGGGGGUGGCCAUCUAGUUUACCUGGAAAUUGGUGAUGGGACAUUGACUGAAGUGAAACAUGCUCAGUUAGAGUAUGACAUCUCAUGCCUUGACAUAAAUCCCAUCGGUGAAAAUCCCAACUUUAGUCAGUUAGCUGCUGUUGGAAUGUGGACAGAUAUUAGUGUUAGGAUAUUUUCACUUCCUGACCUGAAUCUCAUCACAAAAGAGUAUUUGGGUGGAGAGAUAAUACCUCGGUCCGUACUUUUGUGUUCCUUUGAAGGGAUACCUUACUUGUUGUGUGCACUGGGAGACGGUCAUUUGUUGAACUUUUUACUGAACAUGAGUACUGGUGAGUUAACAGAUAGGAAAAAGGUGUCUCUUGGGACACAACCUAUCACUCUUCGAACUUUCUCAUCCAAGAAUACUACACAUGUAUUUGCUGCAUCGGAUAGGCCUACAGUGAUUUAUAGCAGUAACAAGAAGCUACUUUACAGCAAUGUUAAUUUGAAAGAAGUCAGCCACAUGUGCCCUUUCAAUUCUGCUGCUUUUCCAGAUAGCCUUGCAAUUGCCAAAGAAGGUGAUCUUACGAUCGGUACCAUUGAUGAUAUCCAGAAGCUUCACAUCCGCUCUAUCCCACUUGGGGAGCAUGCUCGCCGCAUCUGCCAUCAGGAGCAGUCUCGGACCUUUGCCAUUUGUAGUUUGAAGUAUAACCAAUCUAGUACAGAAGAUUCUGAAAUGCACUUUAUCCGUUUGUUAGACGACCAAACCUUUGAGUUCAUAUCUACUUAUCCACUUGACACGUUUGAGUAUGGUUGCUCUAUCCUUAGCUGCUCCUUCUCUGAUGAUAGUAAUGUAUAUUAUUGCGUUGGGACCGCAUAUGUUUUACCAGAGGAAAAUGAGCCAACCAAGGGCCGAAUACUGGUCUUCAUAGUUGAGGAUGGGAAGUUACAGCUAAUUGCUGAGAAGGAAACCAAGGGGGCUGUUUAUUCUUUGAAUGCCUUCAAUGGUAAACUACUUGCUGCUAUCAAUCAAAAAAUUCAGUUGUACAAGUGGAUGCUCCGGGAUGAUGGUACCCGUGAAUUGCAGUCUGAAUCUGGACACCAUGGACACAUUCUUGCCCUCUAUGUACAAACACGGGGAGAUUUCAUUGUUGUUGGUGAUCUGAUGAAAUCAAUCUCUUUGUUAAUUUAUAAGCAUGAGGAAGGUGCCAUUGAAGAGCGAGCCCGUGACUACAAUGCAAAUUGGAUGUCAGCUGUCGAGAUUCUUGAUGAUGACAUUUACCUUGGUGCUGAGAAUAACUUCAACAUCUUCACAGUGCGAAAGAACAGUGAAGGUGCUACUGAUGAGGAGCGGGGUCGUCUUGAAGUUGUUGGUGAGUAUCAUCUCGGAGAAUUUGUCAACCGGUUCAGGCAUGGUUCCCUUGUCAUGCGCUUGCCAGAUUCUGAUGUGGGUCAGAUACCAACUGUAAUUUUUGGCACUGUUAAUGGCGUAAUUGGGGUCAUAGCAUCACUUCCACACGAUCAGUAUGUCUUCUUGGAGAAGCUUCAGGCAAACUUGAGGAAGGUGAUAAAGGGUGUAGGAGGGUUGAGCCAUGAGCAGUGGAGGUCAUUCAACAAUGAGAAGAAAACUGUAGAUGCUAAAAAUUUCUUGGAUGGAGAUCUGAUCGAGACAUUCCUUGAUCUUAAUCGUACUCGAAUGGAUGAAAUUUCGAAGGCAAUGGGCGUUUCAGUGGAGGAACUUUGCAAGAGAGUAGAAGAGUUGACGAGGUUGCAUUGAGACUCGGGGCUUGGUUGAAGUACAAUGUUUUCACUUCUCCUCAUUCUGUAACAUCUUUAUAGAUUGUUUUGUUUUUUGGUGUUUUUUAUAUUAAUUUUUUAAUUUUUUGCUAAUUUUCCUUGUGGUAUGAAAUGUAAUCAGGUAGGGAAUGGUUUGCCCCGUGGGGAGAGAGUAGAAAACUCAUAAAUGCAUGUGUAUCAUAUCCCGUCAUUGCAAGUUGCUAGCUCUUGCUGGCUGGCCCUAUUCAAACACCAAGUGAUGUGUGGGGUUUCCUUUUCCAAUCGUUUCGGUUUCUGGUUAGGGUAUUACUUGCUUCUUUCAAAUGGAUGUACGGGGUUCUUGAAUUUGAGAACUGAGAUCAUGAAUCUCCCCUCUCCUCUCCCCAGAAGAAAAAGGAAGAGCUAAUCAAGUAAAUAAAUUUUCAGACUGUUGAAUCGUACAUGUUUGAUA